CUGUGACAUUGAUCGAGUAAAAAAUAUACUCUGCAGACCAUUUGGGACGAAGGUACUACACUACUACUUAAAAUCCCCAAAAGAAAUCCUAAAUUAUCAUAACAUCUCCCAUUCCCACAUAAAACGACCCUGUCAACAAUAAUAACGGACGUGAUACUGCUUGGAUGCACGCAGUAGAAAUGGCCACCCCUACUUCGCCGCCCCGAUCCAUAUUCCUCGGUGUCGACGUCGGCACGGGUAGCGCCCGCGCAGGUCUCUUCGAUGAGGAUGGGAAACUUGUUGGUUCUGCUAGCAGCCCCAUACAAAUAUGGAAAAAUGGUGACUUUGUUGAGCAAUCUUCAACUGAUAUUUGGUUAGCAGUCUGCACUGCUGUAAAAGCAGCAUGCACUAUUGCAAAUAUUAAUGGGAAUGAUGUAAAGGGCCUUGGCUUUGCUGCAACUUGCUCAUUGGUUGCUAUUGAUUCUGAUGGCGAACCUGUUACUGUUUCUUUGAGUGGUGAUGCAAGAAGAAAUGUCAUAGUGUGGAUGGACCACAGGGCAUUAAAACAAGCCGAAAGGAUCAACUCCACUAAAUCAUCGGUAUUACAAUAUUGUGGUGGUGCUGUUUCCCCUGAGAUGCAGCCUCCGAAGCUAUUGUGGGUUAAGGAAAACAUGCAAGAGUCUUGGUCAAUGGCAUUUAGGUGGAUGGAUUUGAGUGAUUGGCUUUCAUAUAGAGCAACAGGAGAUGAUACCCGGAGCCUAUGCACUACUGUUUGCAAAUGGACAUAUCUUGGUCAUGCUCAUAUGCAUCAGGUCAAUGAGAAAGACUCUCGCAGUAUGGAAGCUUGUGGAUGGGAUGAUGAAUUCUGGGUGGAGAUUGGCUUAGGCGAUCUUGUUGAUGGGCACCAUGCUAAAAUUGGAAAAAGUGUAGCCUUCCCUGGUCAUGCCUUGGGCUCUGGCCUAACCCUGGCAGCUGCCAAGGAUUUGGGUUUGGUGGCUGGGAUACCUGUAGGCACCUCACUAAUAGAUGCUCAUGCUGGCGGUGUGGGGGUAAUGGAAAGUUUGUCUACAUCUGAUGCUGAACCAAAAGAAGCUGAUGCUGAAUCCAUAUGCCGCCGUAUGGUUCUGGUAUGUGGCACUUCCACUUGCCACUUGGCCGUGUCUCAAACAAAGUUGUUCAUACCAGGGGUCUGGGGUCCUUUCUGGUCAUCAAUGGUCCCUGAGUACUGGCUUACAGAGGGUGGUCAGAGUGCCACUGGUUCAUUGCUGGAUCACGUGAUUGAAAAUCAUGUGGCAUCUCCACAUCUCGCUAACUGUGCUGCAUCUCAAAGAAUUUCGGUGUUUGAAUUGCUGAAUAAGAUAUUAGAAUCUAUGAAAAAUGAUGUGGAAGCCCCAUUUACUGCAGCUUUGACUGAUGAUAUACAUGUCCUCCCAGAUUUCCAUGGGAACAGAUCUCCCUUUGCAGACCCUAACUCAAAAGGAGUAGUUUCUGGUAUGACUCUAGACACUAGUGAAAAGCAGCUGUCUCUUCUCUACCUAGCCUCGUUACAGGGUAUUGCAUACGGUACCCGUCAUAUUGUAGAGCACUGCAAUGCGAAUGGCCAUAAAAUUGACACACUACUUGCAUGUGGUGGCCUUGCUAAGAACUCCUUGUUCAUCCAAGAACAGUCAGAUAUCAUUGGCUACCCCGUAAUCCUUCCGCGCGAAAAUGAGCCAGUGCUCUUGGGAGCUGCAAUCCUUGGUGUUGUUGCUUCGAAGAAAUAUCCCACUAUUCAUGAUGCUAUGAAGGCUUUGAAUGCAGCUGGAAAGGUUGUUUACCCAUCAAAGGACCCAAAAGUGAAGAAAUACCAUGAUGCAAAAUAUCGCAUUUUCAGGCAACUUUAUGAACAGCAGCUUAGCCAACGGUCAAUUAUGGGUGAAGCUUUGACUUAAUUUGCGGUCUGUCAUGCCAUCAGAGACUAUGUUCAGUGUAUCCAAAAUAACAAAAAUUAAUAAAAACAAAAUAAAAAAAUUUAAUGCUCCUUCGUAGAAUCGUAGCUUGCAGAGAAAAUGUACAUCAAUUAUUUCUCACAAAAGAUUCGUUGGUGUCUGUGUGUCACACGAAUGUAUAUUUGAAUGACAAAUUAUACCCUACGACAGUACGACCGACACACCAUGAGAAUGGUGUGCCGGAUCCCAAUACUUACCGUUUCUGCAAUUAAAAUCGUUUCUCUGAUCC
This is a messenger RNA of Cuscuta europaea, 2196 nucleotides long. Lineage: Eukaryota; Viridiplantae; Streptophyta; Magnoliopsida; Solanales; Convolvulaceae. The record is from the annotation of a GenBank genome assembly.